ACGCGGCCUCGGAGAUCCGCUAGGACGCGGCCACGUUGUCCUGCGCGCUUGGCGCUCCUGGCCCCGCGAUCCCGGACGGUUGCACCCACUUUCCUGUCCCUUUGCCUAGCCGCCGGGGUCGGUGGGGCCGCAGUAUCCCGGCGCUCGUUCUCCUGGGCGCAGAGAACGGCCUGGCCACUCGAAGGCUCCAGCGCGCGGGCGCGACUGGGAUCUGGGCCCGGAAGGCGCCGCCCCGUUAGCUUCCCCGCGCCUCCUGAAGCAGCGACCGGGAGGGAGCGCAGUCUAGUGGGGCUCGGCCAAGGGGCCCAUGCCCGUGUUCCCCCGCGGGCGCGCGCCAUGGCCUCCGGGAGCGUGGCCGAGUGCCUGCAGCAGGAGACCACCUGCCCCGUGUGCCUGCAGUACUUCGCCGAGCCCAUGAUGCUCGACUGCGGCCACAACAUCUGUUGCGCGUGCCUUGCCCGCUGCUGGGGUGCGGCCGAGACCAAUGUGUCGUGCCCGCAGUGCCGGGAGACCUUUCCGCAGCGACACAUGCGGCCCAACCGGCACCUGGCCAACGUGACCCAGCUGGUGAAGCAGCUGCGCACCGAGCGGCCGUCGGGGCCCGGCGGCGAGAUGGGCGUGUGCGAGAAACACCGCGAGCCCCUGAAGCUGUACUGCGAGGAGGACCAGAUGCCCAUCUGUGUGGUGUGCGACCGCUCUCGCGAGCACCGCGGCCACAGUGUGCUGCCGCUCGAGGAGGCGGUGGAGGGCUUCAAGGAGCAAAUCCAGAACCAGCUGGAUCACUUAAAAAGAGUGAAAGACUUAAAGAAGAGACGGCGAGCACAGGGGGAACAGGCACGAGCUGAACUCUUGAGCCUGACCCAGAUGGAGAGGGAGAAGAUAGUCUGGGAGUUUGAGCAGCUAUAUCACUCUUUGAAGGAGCAUGAGUAUCGUCUCCUAGCCCGCCUUGAGGAGCUGGACUUGGCCAUCUACAACAGCAUCAAUGGUGCCAUCACCCAGUUCUCCUGCAACAUCUCCCACCUUAGUGGUCUGAUUGCCCAGCUCGAAGAGAAGCAGCAGCAGCCCACCAGAGAGCUUCUGCAGGACAUUGGGGACACACUGAGCAGGGCUGAAAGAAUCCGGAUCCCUGAACCUUGGAUCACACCUCCAGAUCUGCAAGAGAAAAUACACAUUUUUGCCCAAAAAUGUCUGUUCUUGACUGAGAGUUUGAAGCAGUUCACAGAAAAAAUGCAGUCUGAUAUGGAGAAAAUCCAAGAAUUGCGAGAAGCUCAGUUAUACUCAGUGGAUGUGACUCUGGACCCAGACACAGCCUACCCCAGCCUGAUCCUCUCUGAUAACCUGCGGCAAGUGCGGUACAGUUACCUCCAGCAGGACCUGCCUGACAAUCCUGAGCGAUUCAAUCUCUUCCCCUGUGUUCUGGGCUCUCCGUGCUUCAUCGCUGGGAGACAUUAUUGGGAGGUAGAGGUGGGAGAUAAGGCCAAGUGGACCAUAGGUGUCUGUGAAGACUCUGUAUGCAGAAAAGGUGGAGUAACAUCGGCCCCUCAGAAUGGAUUCUGGGCAGUGUCAUUGUGGUAUGGGAAAGAAUACUGGGCUCUUACCUCCCCAAUGACUGCCCUCCCCCUACGGACCCCUCUCCAGCGGGUGGGGAUUUUUUUGGACUAUGAUGCUGGUGAGGUCUCCUUCUACAACGUGACAGAGAGGUGUCACACCUUUACUUUCUCUCAUGCUACCUUCUGUGGGCCUGUCCGGCCCUACUUCAGCCUGAGCUACUCGGGAGGGAAGAGUGCAGCCCCUCUGAUCAUCUGCCCCAUGAGUGGGAUCGAUGGGUUUUCUGGCCAUGUUGGGAGUCAUGGUCAUUCCAUGGAGACUUCCCCUUGAGAGAUGAACUCAAGCCAAAAUGACUGUUGGCUAUACUCCUACCCCUGACACAUGGCAUCUCAUUGCCUUGCCACUUACUAGCCAUCACAGCAGGAUAUCCUUAACCACUUUCUAUGUCCUCGAAGUGGAAGACAGGAUGUCCAUGUUCUUGAUCGUCCUUUUCCUUUCAGGCAAACUGUAAUGAGAACUCUCAACAUUGCCCAGAAAUAAAAACCAGAUGUCCACCUCCAGUGUUUUAUACUUUUCCAUUUUACACAUUACUGGAGGGAAUAAAGAAUAUGGAUAAUCUUUAGAUUUGGAGGGCCAUUCCAGAUAGUUGCUCCUUUUUGGCUCAGCCUGGCUUCCUCUGGUUUUGGCCCACUUAUUGAUCAUGGGUAUCUGCUGUCAUUUUUGGACAAGAACUCCUUUCCAUGAACCUAGAGUGGGACUAUGAGGCCCUGUCAGCAUGACUUCUUAUAGCCCAGUUUUUCCCUCUGGAAAUAGUACCUCUAUCCCUGAUUCUCCAUUAAAGAGGCAUAUAUGUGUUUUGGUUAGUAACUCCAUUAAAGAGGCAUAUAUGUGUUUCGGUUAGUUACAAUUAUUUUAUAUUAAUGUUGGGGAAAGGCCCCAACUUCCGUUACAGAGAUAAUGUUCUAAUUAACAUGGUGUUUGCCUCUGUAUCUUUUCUGAGGGCUUUGUCUGCUUCCUUCAUUCUAAUGAAAAAUGCGUUCUUGUGCUGGAUGUACAUCAUCCAGGGUAAUUUUCUGCCCAGCACCAUCCAUUGCUCCUAGAUCCCCUCCCUGUCACAUUUGUGGACUGGUGGCCAGUCAGACAUCAUCCCUGGAAGGAUUCUGGGUAGUAUUCCAGGGAUUCAUCAACUUCCUGCCUCCUUUUUUCCAUCUCCUUUAGAAGAUGGGGGAAUUGUUUUUUCUAAUGUGUGUAUCAGGGGGCAGGUCCAUGCUCAUGGCCAUUGGAUCACAAAGUGUUCUGGGGUCAGAAAGAUAAGGCAGGUCACUUUGAGCAAGCCCCCGUGAUGUUUCUUGGUUCUGCUUCUCUUUGGGUACAUGCCCCUCUGUUUGAAAAUAAAGUGAGUAUGGAUGUU
Chrysochloris asiatica (Cape golden mole) is the source of this 2959-nucleotide messenger RNA. It is a transcript of the gene TRIM27, whose product is annotated as tripartite motif containing 27. The record is from RefSeq and is a predicted model, not a curated record. Gene Ontology annotation, molecular function: protein binding; zinc ion binding. The transcript is spliced from 8 exons. Gene Ontology annotation, biological process: negative regulation of viral transcription; negative regulation of transcription by RNA polymerase II; protein K63-linked ubiquitination. NCBI's taxonomy places the organism in Eukaryota, Metazoa, Chordata, Mammalia, Afrosoricida, Chrysochloridae. Bases 337 to 1878 code for a protein of 513 amino acids.